AUGAGUUUCUCGGGUAGACGAGUGUCCUCCUUGCGGUCUGCUUUGCAUAGUAGUGCAGACGGCCGUCGAUUCUCUCUUCAUCCAGAAGAUGAGCGCAGUUCAAGUCCCCAUCGGGCCUUGAGAGCUCACCCUUCGCAUAAAGCUCACGCGGGACUCGACACCACCAGAGCCAGCACGGGUGUAAUCUGGUGUACGGAGCAAGCUUCCAAGCAUGGAUUCCUCGAUGAGCCUCACAAAUGGGCCAAUCUGGGUCAAGGCGCACCGGAAGUUGACGACGAUAUCGAAGGUUGCUUCCCUCGCCCGACCUCAAUUCCCUUGACACUGAACGGACGAGAAUAUGGCCCCACCGCGGGUAUCAAGCCUCUUCGAGCUGCUGUCGCAAAGCUAUACAAUGACAACUAUCGCCAGGGCAAGGAUAGUCAAUACUCAUGGGAGAAUGUGUGUAUCGUGCCAGGAGGAAGAGCCGGAUUAAUCAGAAUCGCCGCUGUUUUGGGGAAUGCCUAUCUGGGCUUCUUCAUUCCCGACUAUACGGCCUACAACGAGAUGCUGAGCCUGUUCCGUAACUUUGUGGCCAUUCCCACCCCGCUGUCUGCCGCCGAUGGGUAUCACAUCCACGCAGAUAAAAUUGCCGAAGAGUUGGCGCGUGGAACGUCGGUGAUCUUGACAUCAAAUCCUCGUAACCCCACCGGCCAUGCCUUGCAUCCCGAGGAGCUCGCCUUGAUCCAGGACAUUUGCCGAGACAGGGCCACUUUGAUCUUCGACGAGUUCUAUGCUGGUUACAACUACAAUUCAGAUUGUGAUGGCAACACCAUCUCGGCUGCAAGUAAUGUCAUCGAUGUCGACAGGGACGACGUCAUCCUGAUUGAUGGUCUCACAAAGCGGUUUAGACUUCCUGGCUGGCGAGUCGCUUGGAUUGUCGGUCCUAAAGAUUUUAUCAACGCUCUGGGCUCCUGCGGAAGCUAUCUUGAUGGUGGCACCAACGUCCCGUUCCAAGAGGCGGCCGUCCAGAUGCUCGACCCUCCCAAGGUCAAAGAAGAGAUGAAGGCACUGCAAAGCCACUUCAAGAAGAAGCGUGAUUAUGUCCUCGGCCGAUUGAAGGACAUUGGCUUCAAUCUGGGUGAUCAAGCCGUGCCAGACAGUACAUUCUACAUCUGGCUGGAUCUCACCACAUUGAACCCCCCACUGCCAAAGAACAGUGUCAUCGACAUCUCCAACGGUCUCUCUUUCUUCGAUGCCCUCCUCCAAGAAAAGACCAUUGUCGUGCCUGGAAUUUUCUUCGACCUCAAUCCAGCCAAGAGACGAGACUUGUUCGACAGUCCCUGUCACCACUUUGUUCGAUUAAGCUAUGGACCGAAGAUGGAUGUUAUCAAGAUGGGGCUUGACGGAAUUGAGAGGGUCGUGAAACGUGCCAGGGGCGAGUUUGGGCAAUACGACAGUGCCAUUCACGAUGAACCUGAGUCCAAGAGUCCGCGAAGCCCUGUGCAAUUCUGGAAAGGAAAAGCACAUGAGGAACGCUUCCAUUGA
Messenger RNA from Rhinocladiella mackenziei CBS 650.93, 1524 nucleotides. RefSeq lists its product as uncharacterized. The record is from RefSeq and is a predicted model, not a curated record. The transcript has 3 exons. Gene Ontology annotation, biological process: biosynthetic process. Gene Ontology annotation, molecular function: pyridoxal phosphate binding. The coding region runs from base 1 to 1524 and encodes 507 amino acids. NCBI's taxonomy places the organism in Eukaryota, Fungi, Ascomycota, Eurotiomycetes, Chaetothyriales, Herpotrichiellaceae.